Molecule: messenger RNA, 1947 nt
Organism: Closterium sp. Naga37s-1
Lineage: Eukaryota; Viridiplantae; Streptophyta; Zygnematophyceae; Desmidiales; Closteriaceae
Source: the annotation of a GenBank genome assembly
AUGGGUGCACUGCUUUAUGAGACGGGUGCAGUGCAUUAUGAGACGGGUGCAGUGCUUUAUGAGACGGGUGCACUGCUUUAUGAGACGGGUGCACUGCUUUAUGAGACGGGUGCAGUGCUUUAUGAGACGGGUGCAGUGCUUUAUGAGACGGGUGCAGUGCUUUAUGAGACGGGUGUAGUGCUUUAUGAGACGGGUGCACUGCUUUAUGAGACGGGUGCACUGAUUUAUGAGACGGGUGCACUGCUUUAUGAGAUGGGUGCACUGCUUUAUGAGACGGGUGCAGUGCAUUAUGAGACAGGUGCAGUGCUUUAUGAGACGGGUGCACUGCUUUAUGAGACGGGUGCACUAAUUUAUGAGACGGGUGCAGUGCUUUAUGAGACGGGUGCAGUGCUUUAUGAGACGGGUGCAGUGCUUUAUGAGACGGGUGCACUGCUUUAUGACACGGGUGCACUGCUUUAUGAGACGGGUGCACUGCUUUAUGAGACGGGUGCAGUGCAUUAUGAGACGGGUGCACUCCUUUAUGAGAUGGGUGCACUCUUUUAUGAGACGGGUGCAGUGCUUUAUGAGACGGGUGCAGUGCUUUAUGAGACGGGUGCACUGCUUUAUGACACGGGUGCAGUGCUUUAUGAGAUGGGUGCUGUGCUUUAUGAGACGGGUGCACUGCUUUAUGAGACGGGUGCACUGCUUUAUGAGACGGGUGCACUGCUUUAUGAGACGGGUGCAGUGCUUCAUGAGACGGGUGCAUUGCUUUAUGAGACGGGUGCAGUGCUUUAUGAGACGGGUGCACUUCAUUUUGAGACGGGUGCAGUGCUUUAUGAGACGGGUGCAUUGCUUUAUGAGACGGGUGCACUUCUUUAUGAGGCUGGUGCAGUGCUUUAUGAGACGGGUGCACUGCUUUAUGAGACGGGUGCAGUGCUUUUUAAGACGGGUGCACUGAUUUAUGAGACGGUUGCACUGUUUUAUGAGACGGGUGCACUGCUUUAUGAGACGGGUGCACUGCUUUAUGAGACGGGUGCACUACUUUAUGAGACGGGUGCAGUGCUUUAUGAGACGGGUGCUGUGCUUUAUGAGACGGGUGCAGUGCUUUAUGAGAUGGGUGUAGUGCUUUAUGAGACGGGUGCACUGCUUUAUGAGACGGGUGCACUGCUUUAUGAGACGGGUGCACUUCUUUUUGAGACCGGUGCAGUGCUUUAUGAGACGGAUGCAUUGCUUUAUGAGACGGGUGCAGUGCUUUAUGAGACGGGUGCACUGCUUUAUGACACGGGUGCACUGCUUUAUGACACGGGUGCACUGCUUUAUGACACGGGUACACUGCUUUAUGACAAGGGUGCACUGCUUUAUGAGACGGGUGCACUUCUUUAUGAGGCUGGUGCAGUGCUUUAUGAGACGGGUGCACCGCUUUAUGAGACGGGUGCAGUGCUUUAUGAGACGGGUGCACUGCUUUAUGAGACGGGUGCACUGCUUUAUGAGACGGGUGCACUUCUUUUUGAGACGGGUGCAUUGCUUUAUGAGACGGAUGCAUUGCUUUAUGAGAAGGGUGCACUUCUUUAUGAGGCUGGUGCAGUGCUUUAUGAGACGGGUGCACUGCUUUAUGAGACAGGUGCAGUGCUUUUUGAGACGGGUGCAGUGCUUUAUGAGACGGAUGCAUUGCUUUAUGAGACGGGUGCACUUCUUUAUGAGGCUGGUGCAGUGCUUUAUGAGACGGGUGCACUGCUUUAUGAGACAGGUGCACUGCUUUAUGAGACGGGUGCAGUGCUUUAUGAGACGGGUGCAUUGCUGUAUGACACGGGUGCACUGCUUUAUGAUAUGGGUGCACUGCUUUAUGAUACGGGUGCACUGCUUUAUGACAAGGGUGCACUGCUUUAUGAGACGGGUGCACUGCUUUAUGAGACGGGUGCAGUGCUUUAUGAGACGGGCGCACUGCUUUAUGAGAUAGGAGCGACAUAG